GCGAGCGGAGAGGGAGAGCCGCUUGCCAUCCAUCCCUCCAGACGCGAAGCCCCCCGCUUCCCCCGCCCGAGUGCACCCCCUCCAGAAAUAAAUUAAAAUGGAGCUGCCGGCGGUGGGAGAGCAUGUCUUCGCCGUGGAGAGCAUCGAAAAGAAGCGUAUUCGGAAGGGCCGAGUGGAGUAUCUCGUCAAAUGGAGAGGUUGGUCCUCCAAAUACAACACUUGGGAGCCGGAGGAAAACAUCCUGGAUCCUAGGUUACUAAUCGCCUUUCAGAACAGGGAGAGGCAGGAACAACUUAUGGGAUACCGCAAACGAGGACCAAAACCAAAGCCACUGGUAGUUCAGUUGCCAUCUUUUGCACGCCGCUCUAACAUCCUCACCGGCCUCCAGGACCCUGCUGUGGAGAACAGGCCCAAGCUGGAUCUUGGCAGCUCAGGCAAAAGCCAGCAGCAUCAAUAUGAACUGAACAGCAAGAAGCACCACCAGUACCAGCCAAACAGCAAGGAGAGCAAUGUCAAGCACCAGUCGCACAGCAAGGGGAAGUACUACUACCAGCUGAACAGCAAGAAGCACCACCACUAUCAGCCUGAUCCCAAGAUGUAUGAGCCCCACUACCAGCCGAGCAGCAAGGAGCCGCAGCAAGGACAGGCCUGCUUGGACCACAGCAAAAGCCCGCUGAUGUCCCAGUCAGACAAGUGGUCUCAUGACUCGGCCAAACGCCUGCUGAACCCAGUCAAGAAUCUGGGUGGCAUCGAAGCAAAGAAUGGGUCAGAGAAGAACCUCUCCAGUGGCACAGGCCCGCCGCCACCCCCUCCCCGGGAUGGCAUGGCCAGCAAUGGCAUUGGGGGCAAAAUGAAGAUAGUUAAAAAUAAGAACAAGAAUGGCCGCAUUGUGAUCGUCAUGAGCAAGUACAUGGAGAACGGCAUGCAGGCCGUGAAGAUCAAGUCUGGAGAGCCGCCCAAGAAGCGAGUGGUUGAGGACAGGACUACUAAGAAAGGGUCUGAGGAGAGGCAGGAGGUGUGGAAAAAGCCUGGCGAAGAGAGGUGGCCAGGCGGUGAUCCCAAAGGGAAGUCUGGGGCUGAGGCCAGUCCGGCUCCUGCUGAGCUUGCAGUCAGCCCUCCAAAGACAACCUCCCUGGACAAAGGGCUGCCCGUUCUCGAGCCGCAGCCUCUGCAGCUCACCACCAAGCCCGACCGGGUUGCAUGGGCCCUGGACGCCAGCCCGCAGGACCACAGCCCAGCCACCAUGGGACUGAACUUGCCCCCCAGCUGCGGGCCCCCCCGGAAGCGCUGCCUCUCUGAGCCCCACAGGGACAAGGAGAGUGUCAAAAAGCGCCUCACCUCCCGGAGCAUCAGCGCCCCCACCUGCCUGAGCCCUUCCACCCCGGAGAGGCCUGAGCCCCCGGCAGCCCUUCCCGCCUCGCAGCCUGAGGUCAUCCUGCUGGACUCUGACCUGGAUGAGCCCAUAGACUUGCGCUGUGCCAAGGCCCGGGGCGACGGUGAGCCUGGCCUGGUGCAGGUGAAGCCAGAGACUCUGCCCGUGCCAGCAGACAAACUGGCCUCUGAGCCUCCGAAACAGGUUGAACACUUUGAGGUGGAGCCAGAGGAAGAGGAGGAGGAGGAACCCCUGCAGGAGUUCAAGCCUUUCUUUGGGAAUAUAAUAAUUACAGAUGUGACGGCAAACUGCCUGACUGUGACCUUUAAGGAGUAUGUCACGGUGUGAGGAGGCUCUGGCUCAGGCUGCCGGCACGCUCCGGGGCAGCCUGGCGCCCUCCUCUAAGGUAUUGUUCUCCCCAGAGUAACUCCAUGGCACCAUGUGCAGGGCAGGUCCUGCUGCGAUCCAUUGGACACCUCCUGCCCAGAAGGAGAGGGG
Molecule: messenger RNA, 1870 nt
Organism: Varanus komodoensis (Komodo dragon)
Lineage: Eukaryota; Metazoa; Chordata; Lepidosauria; Squamata; Varanidae
Gene: CBX4
Product: chromobox 4
Exons: 5
Coding region: 98-1720 (540 amino acids)
Biological process (GO): negative regulation of DNA-templated transcription
Source: RefSeq, a predicted model, not a curated record